Messenger RNA from Daucus carota subsp. sativus, 4464 nucleotides. RefSeq lists its product as uncharacterized. The transcript is spliced from 4 exons. Bases 342 to 4178 code for a protein of 1278 amino acids. The record is from RefSeq and is a predicted model, not a curated record. Lineage: Eukaryota; Viridiplantae; Streptophyta; Magnoliopsida; Apiales; Apiaceae.
UCUCGAAUAAGUGAGGAACGAAGAAAGCUCCAAAAUUACUCAAAUACCCCUCUAUAAGUCUCACAAUUACCAAACCUUCAUUUCAUCUAUAUAUAAGCUAUCCUUCAACAAAUUUUCUGCUCAUCGUCUUUCUUGAGAUCUAUAUAUGCAAGAUUUUCUGUAUCUAUAUCCCAUCUGUAUUUUGUUUAGGCUGUCUGCGUUGGAUAGCAAACUCUGUGAGAAAGGUUGUUGUAGCUGUGUAAGGCUGCUGGCUUUAUUUGUAAUAUCUUGUAAGGAAACGCGGGUCUGUUGGAACUCGAAGUUGCUUCUUAAUUUGUUACAUUUACCGGAGAUAAAGAGUAAUGUCUAGUUCGGGGAAUGAAGAGAUGAGUAAAUAUUAUGCGACUAUACCUAUCAAGAAAAGGAAGUUUCCGAUGGUUCGAUAUUCUCCACCCCCUCCGGAUGAGCGGUCUUGCCUUCCUGUCGAAAGUGUUCAAAAUAAUUUAGUGGGUGAUAAUAGUUCUAGCUGUUGUCAGGAAUCGUCUGUUCUGAGUGCUGAUGUUGGAACAAGCUCCAAUGCAGAUAAGAAGUCGGUGUUGGAAAUUAAAAGGGAAAUCGCCAUUAAUAUGAUUGUUAAUUCGAUGGGAGCGAAUGCAGAUCGUUUUACUGGUAAAGCUAAGGCACCUACUGUUCAUUGUGACCCUCUGGACACUGUUGACAGACAAGAGAACGUUUUACUAUCUAGGGACCAGAAAAUGAAAGAGGUUCUUAAGGUUGAUCUGCCUCCUAAUGAAGCUCCUGUUCCACUUGUGGUAAAGAAGGAAGUGGUUAAUAAACUUGAUGAUAGUUGUACACCUGGAAUUUUUAGGAUGCCAGAGACCGUCCAAAUGUUUUUAGGGACUAAUGAACCCCGUCCCGCAUCGAUGAUUGGUCUGAAUGGUGAUGACUUCAAGCAGGAUCUUGAUAAAUCAUAUUAUACGUCAUUUUGCCUCUCUAUAAAUCAGGAUAAGUUGCUUGAUGAAUGCAAAAGUGAUGAUGUUAAGUCCCAGGUUGCUAGCCCUCUUGUCCAUGCUGAUAGGUUGAAAUGGGACCUCAAUACCACAAUGGAUGAUUGGGAAGGUCCUGGUGGUGAUGGUGCUACUCCAGAACCUGUGUUUAAUAGUGAAGCAACUAAGAAGGCUGAUAUAAAUUGUCCGGAACCUGUAAUAAGCUCAAGUGGAAUACUUGGUAAUAUAUCUGAUGCACUUGAAGCAAAGAAGAAGGCUGACAUCAAUUCUCUGGAACCUGUUAUAAGUUCAAGUGGAGUACUUGGUAAUAUACCUUGUGCGCCUGAUGCUGGAAAACAGUUUCGUGGAGAAACUGACUCCAUUUGUAUGCCAUCUUCAAAGCCUAGUCGGCAAUACAGAUAUGACAACUCCCUUCAACCAGGCUCGUCUACAUUAAUGAAUCCAAAUUUCGAAGGGGAACCCUUAGCUUCACUAGUUAAAGUAGAUUCAUGCAGGAUUCCAGUCAACUCAAAUACGACUAAUGUGUUGGUUUUUGCUGGAAACUCUACUUCUGUUGGUAAUGACACAGUAAAAUCUGAACCUUAUAUUGAAAUUGUUAAACCUGAUUGUUUGGGGAACAAAUGCGAUACCAUGGAUUUACCUGGAUUAGUAGACAAGGAUAUGUUAGAAAGAUGCAGUUUAAAAGCUGUAAAUUUCGUAACUGCUGACCGUGAUGAUGUAAUUGAACCUAGAUCCAUCAAAUCUGAACCAGUUCUGGGUAUUCAAGGAGCAGAUGUUAUACCUUGCGCGUCAGUUGAAAAAGUUGUUCAGUUUCAGGUUAAUGUUUCUUCCACAAGUUCUUCAGGUUUACAUACUUGUCCAGUGCAAUUGAAAAGUGGGGGUGCAACAAGUCAGUUUGAAGUUUCCAUUCAUAGAGAAGAAGUACAAUUGGGAACACACACAACUUUGGGAACCUCUAAAAUUGUUGAUCAUGUUACUGCAGAUAUGGAUCUCUUAUCACAUGGUGAUGUACAUAGGCAAUAUUACAGUGGUCCAGAGGAUGCAAAGAGUUACGAACCUCUGGAUCCCUGUGGAGAUGCUGGGAAUACUAUAAGCGAUAAGGAAAUCAAUAAUGUGUCGGCUGUUAUGUUGGAAGAGUUUUUUUGUCAGUCUAAUCGCAAAGCUGAGAUUACUAAUGACAAUGUUGUUCAUGUGUACUUAAGAGGUAGCCAUGAUAGCAGUAAAGGUAACAACUGUGAAGAUUGUGAGCUUACAGCAUCAGACUUGCAGAAAGAAAACAGAAAGGAAGAAAAUUUUGUUGUCAACAACUAUGAUGGUAAACUUUCAUCAGCUUUUUCCGAGGAUGAUGGUAAUACUGCCAGAAUCCCUUAUUGGAGUGAUGGUUAUGUUGAGGAUCAGGGGGAAACAAGUGAUGAUCAUAUCAAAGAAUGUGUGAAUUCUGCCCAAGAAAGUGGUCAGAUGACAAGUAGAGGUCAUUAUUUGCAGGAAAUCGAUCAAUAUAUGGAUAGAGACAGUUCUUUUCAGGAAUCAUCAACAAUUGAAUCUGAAGCCACUAAGAUGGCAAUAAAUGUAACACAGAACAUAUCAUAUGAUCUUUCAAGGAGUGAUGUUCAGAUGGGUCAUGACAGAAAUAAAUUGUCUGUUGGGGGAAUUAAUGAAGGUCAAGGGAUUGAAACUAACUUCAGUCAGAUGAAAGAUGUAAGGUUGACACAAACAAAUAAGUUGCAGGAAGUUGAUCCAACUUUACUAAAGCCAGAAUCGUCUAUUACUGUUAAUGAUGCUGCUACUGCUUCCAACAGUGGUGGUAACCAGAACCGGAUCAUAAACUUACCUCGAGGUUCUAAUAUGACUUCCCCUUGCAUGCCUAGAUAUGUAACAGAUAGAUCAUUGCUAUCAACAAGGGAAAGAUAUGCUGAUGAAGAUGAGACAGUAAUUCUACAAAGAAAUAGGGUUGACAAUUAUGCUGAUGACCCACGGAGAUUUAGAAGGGACAGGUUUCAAACUCAGCCGUACAGAAAUCCCAGAAUAGGUCAGAUACGUGGAAGAGGAAGAGGGAGAGGUUUCAGGCAAAGGGAUGAAUGGAAGUUUGAUUAUAACUCUGGUGCUGACAAUUAUGACUGUCCACCUGAUUAUCGAGUUCCCAGACAUAAACGUGCAUCUAGUGGUGGUAAUGCACAGGUUGAAGAUAAUAAUUACCAUAUUAGUCAUAGUAGGGUUUUAGGCAGAGGUAGGGGAGGAAUAAGACCAAGCAGAGAUGUAUUGCCUUCAUUUUGUCAUCCAUCCUCAAGAAGGUUCUCUACUAGAGAUGGGGAUGUUACUAGGACAAGGGGUAUUCAAAUAGUGCGAAGAUUUCCGGGGAAUGUUUUCUCAAAUAGAUGUUCGGAUGAAGAUGAAUUUAGGCAUGAUGAGAAGUUCACUAGGGAUUUCCCUGAAGAUCAUACUGGUCCCAUAUUUAAUCCCUCUCGGCCAGCUUACCAAAAAUUUGAUAGUCGGUUUGCCCGGGGAAAUAGAAAUUUACCUAACAUCCCGAGAAGGGCCCCUCCUCGAAUAAGGUCAAAAUCCCCAGUAAGAUUUGAAGCACAUCAGAAUGGUCCCUGGUCAUCCCCGGAAAGAGGAUCUCCUGAUGGUCGUCGUUUUGCCAGAAGGUGUGUCUCUCCUUCUUAUGUGGUCCGGUCUUCCCACCAUUUCUUAGACAUGGAAUCUGAAAGGAUGGAUCGACCUAGGUCUGCUAAUUCUGAUCUGCGAAGCCCAUCUAAUCGUAUUGUAGCAAGAAAUACUAGAACACUUAAUACUAUAGAUCCGGACGAUGACGAAUUUGGUGGCCCCAUUAAUUCUGGUAGGUUUCAAGACCUUAAUGCUGAUAGGAAGGGUGACGAGAGAAGAAAGGGUGGUGAUAGAUGUAAUAACAUUCGUUCUUUUUGUCAACUUUUUGAUGCCGAUGGUGGAAAUUUACAAUUUAACUCUGAUGAUAGACCCAGGCCUAUCAGGUUCAGUACAGAAGAUGGUUCAGAGCUCAAUGAAAGAGGUAGCUCAAGGAAAAGGGACUUUGAGAGGAGGAUCAAGAUCAGACCUGGAAUAGCCCAAAGCAGAAUGAGAGACCUAGACGAGGAGGAAGCGAACUACCGAGAAAAUAAGAAGGUUUGGCAUGAUGACGUGUUCGAUGAUACCUCUAGAAUGAAACGAAGAUUAUAACUUAGUUCUCUCUACUACUGUGAAGUGUGAAUUCAUGAUGAGAAAAGCUGUCAUUUGAUAGAAUUGAUAUUGCAUCAUUUUGUUUGCAUCAAAGUGCCUAAUAGUAUUGUGUGAAUGAUGAUAUAGGAAUCUAUAGGUAGGCCUAAAAUUACGGGAACGAAGUACGCUUAAAUGUUGGAGCUGCACUCGAGAACCUGUCAUAUAAGAUUGUUCAAGUUAUUUACAUUGUUGGUCACAUAAAUUUUGAAUAUGAUCUUUGGGCAAAGAGGCAGACAUUGUUUUUUCA